This is a messenger RNA of Chara braunii, 2675 nucleotides long. Lineage: Eukaryota; Viridiplantae; Streptophyta; Charophyceae; Charales; Characeae. The record is from the annotation of a GenBank genome assembly.
UUGUGAACCUAUUGGGAUUUCCCACGAUAAUCCCAACAAUAUAUGAUAGAGCGUAAUGUGCACGUCGGGGAAUGUGUACGGGGACAAGGAACGCAACCCCGCGCAAUUCGUUAAUUCUCUCGAAUCCGUCACCAAGAACGGGGAGGGUGUCGUCUUCCUCGGAAAGCCACAUGCGCGAUCAGUGUGGGAAGUACUGAAUGCAGGACGGCACGUCAUCGCGAUGGAAGGGAACUCUGAGCUCUUGCAAUUUACAAUUGAUCUCGUCAAAAGCGAGGUCAAUUCGGGUGCCCACAAUUGCGAGUUCAUGGUCGUCACCGAGACUCGGGCUCGCGCGUGGAACAACAAGAAGGACAUGUGGUUCAAGUCGAGUGCGAGGAAGCGGAACAAGAUAUACGACUUCUUGUUCCUGCAAACGUGGCCGAAGAGAGACACUGACGUCGAGUACGUGCGCCACAAGGAUCACAUAUUCACAUUGCUGGACAACUACCACGGCGCCCCCCGCAUGAACGCGAAGACCUUCCUCGACAGGUUGCAGUCCCUGUACUUCGUGGAGUCAGAGGAGGAGUUGACGUUCGACAGUUACUCCUCCUUGAUCUCCACGGAAGACGAGGAGACCACCGGCAUCGAGUUCGACGCGACCGCGGACGAGGAGGGCAGCGACACCGAAAGCCUCGACCUACAGUACGACCCACAUCCCGCACAGCACGCUACAGGGUCGUCCUUGGCAGGUCUGUCAACAAGCCCGGCGUACCUCGUGUCACGGAUGGCGAAACUGGCGCCUGGCACUACCCCGAUGAAGUUCCCGCAGAGACUGCAAGCUCUGGCCUCCGGCCAUCGCUCACUGCGUCCCGGGUCUGACAUCCCGGCCGAUCAUCUGUCUGGGAAGGAUGCCAACAUUCACUUCCUGCCUGAGCCUCAAAGUCGUUCCACCGAGGCGGACUGGGCCCAUGACAUGAUUUGGCAUCCAGGAGUCAUCCAGCCGGCGAUCCAAAAGGGUGAGUGGAUCGUGGCCGUCGCUGUCCUGGACGGAGGAUGGAUGCCCCUCCCUCGCGGGUCGAAGUCUGACUUCCUCGAGGUCGCUAGAAUUGCGGUCCUCCAGAAAGUGAGGGCCGAGAAUGACUCUUUCGCACCCGAAGACGUGUUCGUCAUUUCCACAGCCGGGCGAUUGUUUGCCGAACUUCAGGACAAGUGCUGGUUGGAGCUCAGAGGACUACUACGACCUCAACACGAGCCCCUCGAAGUGAAGGGUGGACUGGAAAAUCCCCCCUCCCAGUGGGACGCAUGUAAGUACAGAGUCCCGGGGACCGGACGGUGGGGAGAACGAGGAGGACGAGGCUGGUGGUGGCAAAGGAGUCCCGCCUGGUUCGGAGGGCAGGUCUCAAGGCGACACAACGACCGCGGAAGCAGCGGCGGGGUGGCGGGGGAGGCCUUCGGGCGUCAGCAGUCUACCGGUCCCGGUCCAGAAGGCUCGGCACAGUCAGCGGACGUGCCCACUUCAUCCGUCGGCUCGGUGAUGGCGGCCUUGGUUGCUCUCCGUGUCGGCUCGGUCGAAACGUUCAAGUCCGCCGGGAUCCGAACUUCAAUGCUUGCAGAGCGGACAAAGAGGACGGACGUGCAGAGCUGGUCAGGAGCGGGGGUGGCGAGUCCUGAUCCCAAAAUAGACAGCGGUGCGGUGAGGGACGGGACUGCGCCGCCUGCGGGGGAUCGCCAACCGCUUCGGUCGGAGCGAGAGGGUACGUGUGGAGGGCCCGGCAACAGGGAGACGACGAAGUUCGCCGGGAUCCGAACUUCUUCAGGCAAGGGGAGCCAACCAGGGAUUGUGGUGCCGGCGGGAGGGGCUGCGUGCGGCGGGCGGGAAGGACAUUCAUCGGAAUUCGACACGGGUUCGGGCGAAGUGGCUGGAUUGCAUGCACGGGAAAAGGGCAGGGUGAUGGACAAAGAGAAGGAAGGGGAGGAAGGAGACACAAGGGAGGAAUUGGAGGAAGGAGGGGAGGAUGGGGAGGAAGAAGAGGAUGAAGGGGAGGAAGAAGAGGAAGGGGAAGAAACGGAGUUGGCUAGGUUGCUAGGAGGGAAGGACGGGGAAAAAGGUGAACUCGAUACUGGAGACGACGAACGGGCGUUCGGCGACGACGAUGACAAAUCUGGGGACUCGUCUGAUGGAUUCGGGCAGCUGUAUGGAGAACAUCGCGAGGAAGACGACGACGGCGAUGACACGGCACUGGGUAUGGAGACACAGGUGGUCACAAGCCUUUCAGGAGAACGUGAUGACUAUGAGGUCGAAGCAAUGACGUCUGCCGCCGAUCUCCAACACCGGUUCAACGAAGCUCGUGUUGCAGUCAGCCUGACUAAACCGAGUGUGCGUAUUGACAUCGAAGAAGUUAUCGACGGUAUCCUGGGCGACCACCACACGUCCUCGCAGCCGUCCUCGACGCCUGGUGUCAACGACCCUCUCGACGUCAAACCUUCUGGGGGAUCUGUUGUGGCUUUCUUGCCGACGAACUCUCUGAUGCUGCAGCCAACCAUCGCAAGCGGAGGAGAAGGGGAGAUCGGGGGACGACAAGAAAAAAAUUGUCGCCAACACUCGAGCUCUCAACGUGCUGGCCUUGCCCGCGCCAACUUCGCCGAUUAAGAAGCGGAAAGACAAACCAGCUGGUAAGCAGUGACAAACGCCACUC